AUGACCAAUUGGAAAGCCAGACAGGUGGACUUGAACGAGUGUUUGCCACAUCAGCUUCAGUACUCCUUUUCAUGUUUCCUCUCUUCCUUGGUGCCUUAUGCCAUGGGUAAGGAAGGGCAGUUUCAGCACUUAAAUGGUGCCCGCAGUUUGGUUGCCUUCUGGAUUGUUUGUGCCCACUAUAUGCCCAAAGGAACGGCAACGGGCGACUUUUUGAAUGGUGCAGUCUUCCGGGUGAACGUGGCGGUCUGUUUCUUCGUCGUGGUGAGCGGCUUUGUGACGCACUGGACAAGUGAAGGGCGACCCUUGGAGUCUGUGAACGAGCUGCUGCAUUUCUAUGUUCGUCGUUUGAGCCGUGUGCUGGUGACCUUUUGGCUGGCCAUGUUGUGGGCCGUGUAUUUGCAGCACAAGAAUGGACAAGAGCUGCAGGUUGACUAUGUGGUGAGAUGCCUUUGUCUUGUCGAGCAAUGGGUUCAUUGGUGCCCCAACGGCCCCAGUUGGUUCGUCUUCGCGCUGCUUCCUUCAUGGAUCUUGUAUCCGCUGACCCGAAAAUUGGUCUAUUUGGCCGAAGAAAUUGGUGGAGGAGCUGGUCUUCUCUUUUUUCAGGCAUUCCUGUUCCUUUCCUCAGCAGGUCCAGCGGUGUACCUGCUCCUGGUGCAUGGAAACAUCACCAUGCAGGAGCAUUCGGACAUGACCUUUUGGCCGCCGUCUCAAAUGUCCGAUUUCGUGCUGGGCAUGACGACUGCGGCGUUGGUGCGACGCGGAGGAAAGUACCUUCACUUCUUGGCAGAUUUCAGUCUGCUCGUGGUGGUGCUAGUGGUCUUCCUGCUUCCACGGCCUGCAACGACGUGGGCCUUGCACCUCAACGGCUGGGAGCCAAUGCUGGACCAUGGACUGGCGCCACUACUCGCAGGCUGAAAGGAUCGAUGCUGAUGCAUCGCUACGUUCAUGGCGUCCUCUUGUUCCUAGUAAGGCCAAGAGCCCCUAGUAGCGUCCGAACGCUCCUAGUAGCGAUGCCCUUUGUUACUAGCUAAAGUCAAACACAAAACCACGUAGUUUUGCAUGGGAUUCUUUCGAGCAUUCUGCGAAGUCGAUUGUGAAAACAGCAGUCAGUGGUGAAAGUCAGCGGUGAUGCCAAGACUGGCCUGAAGACCCUGUGCCCUGUCUGCCCUGGCAGCUUUCAUCCUUGGCUCCUGCGCCGAUCGAGAACGUCCAGGCAAAGUUGGAAUCAUUGAAGAAAUCGGGAAUCAAAACAGAAAGAGCAUCUUAGAUCGUGAAUCAAUAAAGUUGGAACUUCACGAAUCCAUCGUUUACGCCAUCGAAUCCAACCUGAAAUGGCCUUUCACAUCCUUUCACCUUUUCCAGGCUGGUGCGCACGGCUUUUGGCUCAUCCCGUGACUCACCGGUGUUAACUGAAUGUCCGUUAAUGGUAUUGCUUUGAUCAGCUUCACCUCCUAUUCACAGCGCUUCGCGCACGAAGCCGCCCGCACGGAGUGUGUGCGUCUGUUCGGGCAGGACACACGGAAGAACACACGCACGAUGUCAAUAGUCUGUCUCGGUCGGUCUGGGUGUCUGUCUGUCUGGCUGUCUGCCUGCCUGGCUGGCUGGCUGGCUGGCUGGUCUGUCUCUCUGUGUCUGUCUGGGUCUAGAUCUGUCUGGGUCUGUCUGGGUCUGGUCUGUCUCUGUCUGUCUGGGUCUGUCUGGCUCUGUCUGGGUCUGUCUGUCUGUCUCUGUCUGUCUCUGUCUCUGUCUCGGUGUCAAAAACCACAUGCGACUGUUCCCACCAAAAAACAUCAAAAGCCACAUGCCCAAUACCAUUCACCUCAUCCAGUCGGACUGAGCACACGACCGAAC
This is a messenger RNA of Durusdinium trenchii, 1851 nucleotides long. The record is from the annotation of a GenBank genome assembly. NCBI's taxonomy places the organism in Eukaryota, Dinophyceae, Suessiales, Symbiodiniaceae.